CUGCUUUAACACUAUAAUGUCGUCGAUUCUCCGAUGAAGGCUUGAAAUGCGUUGGUCCCUCUUCCGCCUCUGCAAAUCGUCUUCUUCCUUCGUCGAAUCCUUCGCCCCUUCCGCGAUAACUUCCCUUCUCAGCAACUGCCGCGACCCUCGCCACAUUUAUCAAAUACAUGGCUUCAUGUUGCACAGAGCUCUCGAUCAGGAUAAUCUCCUCCUCAGCCGAUUCAUCGAUGCGUGUUCAUCUCUUGGUCUUUAUUUAUACGCUCUUUCUGUCUUCUCAAAUAAAGCCCACCCCGAUCUUCGUCUCUACAACACCGCCGUUAAAGCGCUAUCGCAGACCUCCUCACCCAUUAACGCCAUUUCGCUUUACUCCAGGAUUCUGAUUGAGGGAUUGCGGCCUGAUUCGUACACUAUUCCCUUUGUUUUGAAGGCCAUCGUUCAGUUGUCCGCCGUUGAAGUGGGGCGGCAGAUUCAUACCCAGACGGUUUCUUCGGGUUUGGAUACGGAUGUGAAUGUUGUUACUUCGUUGAUUCAAAUGUAUUCCUCUUGUGGGUGUGUUUCUGACGCUCGCAAGCUGUUUGAUUUAGUUGAUUUUAAGGAUGUAGCUUUGUGGAACGCCAUGGUUGCUGGGUAUGUUAAAGUUGCAGAACUUAACAGUGCGCGUAAGGUGUUCGACAAAAUGCCUCAAAGAAAUGUGAUAUCAUGGACUGCCUUGAUUGCUGGGUAUGCCCAAACCAAUAGGCCUGAUGCAGCGAUUGAGCUCUUCAGGAAGAUGCAGCUUGAGAAAGUGGAGCCUGAUGAAAUUGCAAUGUUGGCUGUGCUCUCCGCUUGUGCUGAUCUGGGUGCUCUUGAACUUGGGGAGUGGAUCCAUAACUACAUAGAAAAGCAUAGUUUGUGCAGGAUUGUUCCAUUGUACAACGCCCUUAUAGACAUGUAUGCAAAAUCAGGCAACAUAGGAAGAGCACUGGAAGUUUUUGAGAACAUGAAGCAUAAGAAUGUCAUAACCUGGUCCACCAUGAUUGCUGCCAUGGCUCUUCACGGCCUCGGAGGACAAGCUACCGACAUGUUCCUUCGAAUGGAGAAGGCAAGAGUCAGGCCAAAUGAAGUAACAUUCAUAGCCAUCCUAUCCGCUUGCAGCCAUGUUGGGAUGGUGGAUGUGGGUCGUUAUUACUUCAACAGAAUGCAGUCAGUAUACAAAAUUCAGCCAAGAAUUGAGCACUAUGGCUGCAUGAUCGAUCUGCUGGCUCGUGCUGGCUAUCUUCAAGAGGCACAGAAGCUGUUUCAGGACAUGCCAUACGAAGCAAAUGCAGCGAUAUGGGGGUCGCUUCUUGCUGCUUCCAAUACACAUAGGGAUGCUGACCUCGCAGAGCAGGCUUUGAGGCAUCUAGCUAAGCUAGAGCCUGAAAACAGUGGGAAUUAUACGCUUUUAUCCAACACAUAUGCUGCUCUUGGCAGGUGGAAUGAAUCUGGGAUGGUGAGGAAGGUGAUGAGAAAUGCAGGGGUAAAGAAGGCUCCGGGUGGAAGCUUUAUUGAAAUUAAUAACAGAGUGCACGAGUUCCUGGCUGGAGAUCGGUCAGAUUCUCAGUUACAUGGGAUUUAUCCAGUUUUGUGCAACAUAAUUGUGCAGCUCAAAAUGGCCGGGUCGUACCCAGAGGAAUGGAGUAAGUUUCUUAACUACGAUGAGUGAUAUGAAUUGGCUUGACAACGGUUAUCUAUUUGAUUGUUGAAGUUCGUAUUAAACUCGAGUGUUAAGAUAUUGAAAAACUACAUUUUUAGGUGAAGACGAGAGUUUUGAUCGUGCAUUUAUUUGAUCGUUGAAGUCUUGAUUAAACUUGGGUGUUGAGAUAUUGAAAAACUACAUUUUUAGGCGAAGACGAGAGUUUUGAUUUUGUAUCUAUUUGAUCGUUGAGGUUUGUAUUAAACUUGAGUGUUGAGAUAUUGGAAGACUACAUUUUUAGGCAAA
Messenger RNA from Cucurbita moschata (crookneck pumpkin), 1960 nucleotides. RefSeq names its product pentatricopeptide repeat-containing protein At5g56310. The coding region runs from base 47 to 1684 and encodes 545 amino acids. Gene Ontology annotation, biological process: RNA modification. Lineage: Eukaryota; Viridiplantae; Streptophyta; Magnoliopsida; Cucurbitales; Cucurbitaceae. The record is from RefSeq and is a predicted model, not a curated record. Gene Ontology annotation, molecular function: RNA binding; protein binding. The transcript has a single exon.